This is a messenger RNA of Betta splendens (Siamese fighting fish), 1098 nucleotides long. RefSeq names its product complement factor H-related protein 1-like. Lineage: Eukaryota; Metazoa; Chordata; Actinopteri; Anabantiformes; Osphronemidae. The coding region runs from base 33 to 761 and encodes 242 amino acids. The transcript is spliced from 9 exons. The record is from RefSeq and is a predicted model, not a curated record.
UCAGGGCUGGUGGGCAACAAGCGCAUGUAACAAUGGGCUGUGGUCUCCUCCACCACAGUGUAUCGAUGAAAGUAGUUGUGUUCAACCAGACGUCGUCCCCAACACAAGAUACAGUCCAAGCCCAACUGGAUGAACGUACAGACUCAUGCAGUGAACCUCCUCAUCUCCCUCACGCUGUAAUAAUCAACCAGACACAUCAGGAGGUGUUUGCUGCAGAUUCAGAAGUGAUGUAUCAGUGUGAGGACGGCUACACCACAGAGCAGGGAGAAUCCAGGAAGUCUGUCACUUGCAUAUCUGGAAACUGGACUGAAGGUCCAACCUGCAAACAGUCUGACACUGCACCAGCGAUCAGACCAGUAAAACCUGACUCUAGUCCUAUGAUGAUACCAGUCUCCAAUUGUGGAAAUUUACCACACAUUCCUCACAGUGCAGUUUUACCAGGCCGCAUUACUUUGACAUACAGCUGUGCUGGUAAUUAUAAACUAUUUGGUCCAAAGACUGUGGUGUGUUACAAUGAUGGCACAUGGUCAGAAACACCAACAUGUGAAGCUGAGGGACACUGUGUUCUGGAUCCUGCUCAGUAUCCUAAGGGAACAUUUAAUCGUGACUAUCAAGCUCAAAAUGUGCCAGAAGGAGAGACGAGAUACCUUCACUGUUUUCGGGACAGCCACGUCAGGGGUGUAAGAUGCAGUAAUGGAAUAUUAACUGUAGCACGUUACUGUUGCUUGUCUCAGGACAGGGAUAAUGAAAACUGCUGGUGAAACCGAACAGAGGAGCAGCUGCUGCCUGGUUGUUAAACAGGCACCAACAUGGAAACAUGUGAAACGUCUUCAGCAGCAAAACGCCUCAAUCCAAACAUGACGACAGUAAACCUCUACUGUGCUCAGAACAUGUUCAAUGAUUAAAACACAUUAUAAAUAAAGUUUUCAUGGUUUAUUGCUGUGAACAUAAACUUGUAUUUGCUGUAUCAACUGUGUGAAAAGUCACUUCAAAGUUUUCCAUCACAGUCUGACACAAGUUGUAGAGUGUUGUGUGAAAUCUUCAUGGAGCCAAUAAGUUACUGGAGACUGUGUCUUAUUAGUAGAUUUAUUUCUUGUU